Messenger RNA from Eublepharis macularius, 6605 nucleotides. Its product is annotated as fer-1-like protein 4. The record is from RefSeq and is a predicted model, not a curated record. The transcript is spliced from 45 exons. NCBI's taxonomy places the organism in Eukaryota, Metazoa, Chordata, Lepidosauria, Squamata, Eublepharidae. Gene Ontology annotation, cellular component: membrane. The coding region runs from base 1 to 6108 and encodes 2035 amino acids. Gene Ontology annotation, biological process: plasma membrane organization.
AUGGCACUGAGUGUCAGCGUUAAAAGAGUCACCCAACUGCCAGGGACAGGGGAGAGGCAGGUGCAACUCAGCUUCCGAGGUUUUACUCAGAAGACAAAGAAGAUACACUGUGGUCAGGAAGCUGUCUUUGGAGAGCUCUUUCGCUGGCCACAUUAUAGAAAGCUCAUAAUGGAAGAGAUGCUGUUAGUUAAAGUUUACAACUGCAGUAAAGUGUUCAGCAACAGACUACUUGGUACAUUAGUCAUCAGCCUUCAGCACUUGGUAACAUCUGGAAGACUUAACAUCAAAGAGGCUCUUGUUGACAAAAACCACAGAAUCACUGGUAUAUACAUUGAAUUAGAUCUACGAUACCAACCCCCUGAUGGUUCAGCAGGAACAUGGGCUGAAGAAGAUUUUGUCUAUCAGAUGAAAGACAGUUCAGAGGUUAUUAUCCGCAAUCCUGGAUUUGAGGAACUGGAGCUUGAAGAUGUUAAACGAGCAGCUGAUCUGGACAGGAAGGCUGCAGCACUUGGCAGGAAACUUGUAAAAGGCUUGGAAACUGAUGAUGAUGAUGACUAUUAUGAUGUGUCUGACAUGGAGUUCUCAGGCAUUGUCUUUAGCCCUGUGAAGAGCCGUUCUAGAGUCUUCUCCAAAUGGGACCUGUCUACUACUCCUAGGCCACAAAACUUCCAGAUUGGCAUCAAUAUAAUUGAAGCCCAGAAACUGGUGGGAGUGAACAUUGACCCUUUUGUGGUUGUGAGAAUCGGAGAUGAGAAGAGACACACUGCAACACAGAAGUCAACGAACUGCCCAUUUUACAAUGAAUAUUUUACGUUUGAAUUCCAUGAACCAAGAGAAGUUUUAUUUCACAGACUCAUUGAAAUUUCUGUCUUUCAUUCAAAGAAGAUUCGAUUCCUAGGUGCGCUCAUAGGGACAUUCAAGAUUGAUCUAGAGACCGUUUACAGCCAGCCAGAUCACAGAUUCUACCAGAAGUGGGCUGUUGUUAAUGAUCCAAAGGACACCAGAGCAGGAACUAAAGGAUAUGUGAAGUGCAACAUUUCUGUAAUGGCACGGGGUGAUGUAAUGGGUUCUAUUCCUACUGCCUCCACCAGCCAGCAUGAUGAUAUUGAAAAGAAUUUGCUGCUGCCUAAAAGAAUCCCAGCUGAGCGGCCUUGGGCCAAAGUUUGCAUCAAAAUUUACAAGGCAGAUGGUUUGCCCAGCAUGAGUGCAGGAAUCAUGGGUGGUUUUUCAAAGAUUGUGAGCGAGAAGAAAGUUUUCAUCGAUCCAUAUGUGCAAGUUAUGUUUUCUGGACAACAGGGAGAAACAUCAGUUGAAAGCAAUACCACAGAGCCAGUAUGGAAUGAACAAAUCAUCUUCAUUGAGAUGUUUCCACCUCUUGUUAGAAAAAUAAAAGUCCAAGUGCUGGAUGAUGCAAACAUUGGGGAUGUUGCCCUUGCCACACAUUUCAUUGAUCUUAAGCAGAUAUCUGACCCUGGGAGAAAUGGCUUUAAUCCUACUUUUGGUCCAUCUUGGGUGAACUUGUAUGGUUCACCUCGGAACUCAGCUCUGCGAGACAUCCACAAAGAUCUCAAUGAAGGUCUGGGGGAAGGCAUAUUCUACCGUGGGCGCCUUCUCAUGGCCAUUUCUGUGGAGAUCUUCAGCGCUAUCCAAGCAGCAGAAAAAAAGCCUGUGGAGGUUCUCAAAGGUGCUCUAAGUAAGCUCAAGUUGAAGAAGAAGAGUAAAAAGGCCAAGGAAAAAACCAAAGUCUCUUUCAAAGAGCAGAAGCAAAGCCAGAUUGAGGCUGGUGUCCCUGAGGAGGCAGAGCAGCCGAGUGAGGUGACGGUGGAGGUAGAGGAACUCCAUCCUCUCCCCGAGAAUGCACUGGGGGUUAAAGAAGAAUUCCUCCUUUUUGCCUCCUUCUUUGAGGUGACUAUGAUGGAUCCAGCCAUAGGUACCAAGCCUGUGAAAUUUGAGAUCUCUAUAGGUAACUAUGGCAAAGCUGAAGAAGUUUUGACCAAGACUUCUAAGAAAGGCGAAAAGGAAGAAAGGAGUGAAGAGAAGCAGCCUUUGCUCGAACCCAGUUCUGAAGAUGAACUGGAUGUUGAAGUCAUAUCUCCAAGCACAACUUUGCUUGAUAAGUCUGUGACUGCAAACCAAAGGCCUGAGGCCACAGAAUAUGACAGCUCUUACAGCUGCCUGCCCAUGCUGCAUGAUAAACCUUGCGUGUAUGUCUGGAGCUACUGGGAAGACUAUACCUGGAGACUCUGCAAUUCCAACUGGAUUGUCAAAAUAGCAGAGCGUUUGGAACAUGGGCUGGAAGAUGUAGAGAAGCUCUUGAGGAGACCCAAGUCCAAAGCAGAUGAGAGGCUUCGGCAGGUCCUGGAGGAGUUUGUGGCCGGAUGUAGGCAAUAUUCACUUAAUGCAGACAAAAAGCCAAUGGCCCGUCCAAAUAAUCUUGAUCGAUGUCGGAUGAAGUCACUUCCACAAAAUAUUAUACUAUAUGCAAAGCGGGGGCUACGCAUAAGGAGGAGACUGACUCGCACCAACGUCAAGGAGAAAGUAAAGGAGACAAAGAUAAUCCUAUCAAAGAUCCGCUUUCUAGCUAAAGAGCCUCAGUGUUCUAUCCCAGAUGUUUUGAUCUGGAUGUUUAGCAACAACAAGCGGGUAGCAUAUACAAGAAUCCCUGCCCAGAAUGUCCUCUACUCGGUGGUAGAAGAGGAGAAAGGCAAGGAUUGUGCCAAGAUCCAAACUGUCUUUUUAAAGGUUCCAGGGUCUCGCACUGGAGAGAUCUUUGCGAAACUAGAAAUCUACAUGUGGCUUGGGGUAACUAAAUAUGUGAAGAAUAGCACUGCAGAGCUACCUGAGGAAUUCAAACCCAUUUAUGAAAAGGCCCAGCCUUAUACAAGUAUUCCAGCAUACAUCCCACCGAGUCAGCUCAACAGAGAUGACUUCAGUUACUUUCAGUUGCGAGCCCAUUUGUAUCAGGCCCGAGGGAUUCUCCCAGCUGAUGAAAAUGGGCUUUCUGAUCCAUUUGCAAGAGUGGUGUUUUCGACUCAGUGCCAGACUACAAGCAUCUUGGAGGAGACAUUAAGCCCAAUGUGGAAUGAAUUGCUUCUAUUUGACCAGCUUAUUAUUGAUGGAAAGAAAGAGGACUUGAAGACAGAGACUCCAAUUGCUGUUAUCAAUAUAUUUGACCACAAUAAAUUUGGCUCCCCAGAAUUCCUUGGCCGAGCUUUUGCUGCUCCCCUGGUAAAGUUGGUAGAUGAGCCCUACAGCAAACCUGCUCUCCAGUUUUUUGAUAUUUAUAAAGGACAUCGAGCAGCUGGGGAAUUAAUUGCUGUCUUUGAACUGAUUGAACUGGAUUAUAGUGGCUACUUGGAGCCAUCAGUGCCUCAUGAUGUUGAGCCCAAGGAGCCAGAAUACCUCGGGGAUCCUCGUUCUGGGCGAUUCAUUAUUCCCGAGGGAGUCCGACCAAUUCUUAAGGAGUUUCGCAUAGAGAUCUUGUUUUGGGGCUUGAGAGACUUGAAGCGUGUGAACUUGUUUGAAGUUGACCAGCCACAGGUGAUCAUUGAAUGUGCUGGAAAGAAAGUGGAAUCAGAAGUGAUAACAUCAUUCAAAGAGAACCCAAAUUUUACUGAACUUGUCAAAUUUGUCGAUGUGGAGCUCCCAGAGCAGGUAUAUUUGCACCCACCCCUCAGUAUUUUUGUUGUGGAGAAGAGGGCUUUUGGACGCAUGGUUAUGGUGGGAACCCACAUAGUUUCACAUAUUAUGAAAUUUGCUCCUAAAGAGCCAGAUGAGUUUGAAGAGGAGACAGACAACCCACCCAAAAUGCGGAAAGCCUCAGCUCGACCGAACGUCUCUCAAACAAUGCUGAACCUUGGUGCAGCAGCUGGGCAGACAGUAAUAAAUAUCGGUGCAGCUGCUGGUGACCUAGGUAGCAGAGCAAACCCCCUUAAGCUUGUAAAAGCACCUCUGAAAAAAAUUCCUAUUGAUAAACUUGUACCAACAAAGGAAGAAUUUGAAGAGGAAAAGCCUGAAAAGGAAGAACUGGAUUGGUGGUCUAAAUACUAUGAGUCAUUAAAGGAAAUGAAUAAUCAGUCCCCUAGUGAUGAAGAGGAUGGUGACAAUGAUGAUCCCAAUGAUCCAGAUGGAGGGAAUCUGAAUGUUGCUUCUCUGGACGUGGAUGUAGAUGAUGAAGUGAUAGUUGAAGUGGAGCCCGUUCGUCCCAAAAGGAAACUUAUAGCCACAUUAAAAAUUUACAAUUCAGAGCUGGAAAACGAAUUUGACAAUUUUGAGGACUGGCUAUAUAUUUUCCCACUUCAUCGUGGGAAAGCAAAUGAGGAUGAAGAUGGAAAUGAGGAAGAUAAGUUUGUGGGGAAAUAUAAGGGUUCAUUCUAUAUUUAUCGGGCUGAAGAGGCAGGUGCAGAACACAAAAUCUCCCAAGGCAUCCCCAGAAACAGACCUAUUAAGGUCCUUGUCCGAAUUUACAUAGUUAAAGCAACUAACCUGACACCAGCAGAUCCCAAUGGCAAGGCAGAUCCUUACCUCGUGAUUACAAUUGGGCAACAACAGAAGGACACCAAGGAGAGAUACAUCCCAAAGCAACUCAAUCCAGUCUUUGGAGAAGUGCUGGAGCUAACCAUAUCCUUUCCCGUGGAAUCAGAACUCACUGUAUCAAUAUUUGAUCAUGAUUUGGUGGGAUCUGAUGACUUAAUUGGAGAGACAAAGAUUGACUUGGAAAACCGAUUCUACAGUAAACACAGAGCCAACUGUGGGGUGGCCUCACAAUACGACACAGAGGGCUACAAUGAGUGGCGAGAUGCUUUCAAGCCCACACAGAUCCUGGACAGUUUGUGCAAGAAGAGUGCACUCCCCUCGGCUGAGUACAGGAAGGAGGAAGUAAAAGUGAACAAUAAGAUUUUUAAGAUCCCACCAGAAGCUUUCCCUGAAGAAGCUUUUGUAAAAGACAAGAAAGAAAAUGAAGAUGAGACAUGGGCUGCUUAUGAUGAGCACAAAGCUUUGUAUGUUCUUCAGCACUGGGAUGAAAUGCCAGAAUUUGGGUACAAAUUAGUUCCAGAACAUGUGGAAGUUCGAUCUCUUUACAAUCCAGACAGCCCUGGUCUCCUGCAGGGCUCUCUCCACAUGUGGAUCGACAUGUUUCCAAAUGAUGUCCCUGCCCCAUCCCCUGUCAACAUCAAACCACGACUGCCAAUCAGUUAUGAGCUACGUGUCAUUAUCUGGAAUACUGAUGAUGUGAUCCUUGAUGAUGUCAAUCCAAUAACAGGAGAAACCUCCAGUGACAUCUAUGUAAAAAGUUGGAUCAAAGGGCUGGAGAAAGACAAGCAAGAAACAGAUGUUCACUUUAACUCUCUGACUGGGGAAGGCAACUUCAAUUGGAGGUUUGUGUUCCGCUUUGAUUACCUGCCGACAGAGAAAGAGAUCACUUACAAGAAGAAAGACUCCAUCUUCUCUCUGGAGGAAUCCGAAUUCCGGGAGCCAGCAGUCCUAGUACUUCAGGUCUGGGACUAUGACAGGAUUUCAGCAAAUGACUUUUUAGGGGCCAUUGAAUUAAAGCUGAAUGAUAUGGUAAGAGCGGCCAAGAGUUCAGAGCAGUGCACGAUCAAGAUGGCCAAGGAAAAGGCCAUGCCCCGAUUCUCCAUCUUCCGAAACAAGCGAAUGAGAGGCUGGUGGCCCUUCAUCAAACUGAAAGGACAGGAAGAUAUUGAAAGGGAAGAGAGAGAAGCUAAGCAGAAGAAAAAGAAGAAGAAGAAGAAGAAGUGGAGGAGAUCAGUAAAUCCAGAAGAUGUUGAGUUUUCAGAUCCUAGUGGAAAUGUCUUCAUCCUAACAGGGAAAGUGGAAGCUGAAUUCCAGCUAUUGACUGUGGAGGAGGCUGAGAAGAGCCCUGUUGGUCUGGGGCGCAAAGAGCCUGAACCCCUGGACAAACCCAACCGUCCAAAAACAUCCUUCAAUUGGUUUGUGAACCCCAUGAAAACAUUCAUCUUCUUCAUUUGGAAGCGGUACAAGAAGUACAUAAUUGCAUUGCUAAUUAUUGCUAUUCUGACCAUAUUUUUGGUUCUAAUUCUCUACACAAUGCCUGGAUACAUCAGUGAGAAGAUCAUAAAUGGCUAAGCGAGUUCUCUGUUUUCAAGACAAGACUUGACUGUGGAAGAUAAGAAUGAUGUGUAUACCAAAGAAAUUGAGAAACAUUUUGUAGCUGGCCAGUAGUGCCUGGAGCACUUAGAAAAUGUAACUAUCUGAAGAAAGAAAAAACUGCCCACAUCUGAACAAUCAAACUGCCCAUUCGCAUCUGUGAUGUGAUGACAAUUGUCUUGCAAGGACCUUUAGCAUUAUUGUUAGAUAAAUGACUUGCCUCAUGAAAUAAAUGGCUAGUCCUGAAGAUCAUAUACCUCUUGAAUGGAACUGGCUGUGCAGGUUCCUGUGGCUAAAAUAACCAGCUAUCUCUUGGAUAUAGAAACAUUGCUGUAUGGGAAAGGGCUGGCUCUCCCAUUUGAAAUGACUGCUAGGCUGGAUCUGAGCCACAUUUUUCAUCAGCAGAACUUUCUUGGCCCCUUUUCACUGCAUCCUACUGAUCUCCAUGAAAUGCAGCUCCCUGGGAAUAGAGGAUC